UCGGGUGCAAAGUUUCAGCCGUCUGCAAAUUAGAGCUCGUCGGCAGACGUGUCUAAAAUAUGCUGGUAGUGACGUCCACGGUUACUAAAGUCUAGAAACUUCCUUUAUUUUUUUUCCCCCUCGUCGUAUGUCUUCAUGUGUAGCUGCCUGGUAUAUUAGCGUCGGUCGUAUCGUCUCCGGGAGGCGGUUGACAGAUGUCCGGGGAGGUCUGACUGAGAGGACACGGUGAACUGACUCUAAACUUCGACACAAAAGGAAGAGAAUAGAUUUUAAAAAUGGCCUGCGAGCCCAACCGAGCCCGUUUGCUGUGUAUGCUGUCGCUGACUUUUAGCUUCUUCGUGGUAGAAGUGGUGGUGAGUCGUAUCACCGCCUCUCUGUCGAUGCUGUCGGACUCCUUUCAUAUGCUGUCGGACGUCAUCGCGCUGGUCGUGGCUCUGGUCGCGGUGCGGUUCGCCGAGAAAACCCACUCGACCAACAAGAACACGUUCGGAUGGAUCCGCGCGGAGGUGAUGGGGGCGCUGGUCAACGCCGUGUUCCUGACGGCGCUGUGCUUCACCAUCGUCCUGGAGGCCAUCGAGCGGUUCACCGAGCCCCACGAGAUCGACAGCCCCUUGGUGGUGGUCGGGGUCGGCGCCGCGGGGCUUCUGGUCAACCUGCUCGGGCUGUGCUUGUUCCACGGCCACGCCGGCGGAGGCCACGGCCACUCCCACGGGGGUCACUCUCACGGGGGUAAGGGCAAGAGGGGGAAAGCCGUGAAGGCUGGGAACGGGUCGGCGGGAGAGGAGACCAACAACCUGGUGGGGAACCACAACAGCCCGGGAGAUGUGAGACAAAGAACCGAUGUCAGCUGUAAAGAUGGUUCAGAGGUCCAGAUGAACGGCAACACCUACUUCGACGAGAUGGACCUUGACCACGACUCGUCGUCGCAGCUCAACAUGCGCGGCGUCUUCCUGCACGUGCUGGGCGACGCCCUGGGCUCUGUCAUCGUGGUGGUCAAUGCCAUCAUUUUUACUUUUGUGUGGAACAGCUGCAAAGACCAGAAGGACUGCGUGGACUUUUGCACCUACAAUCACGCCCCAGACCACUACUACGGCAAUUACACCGUCACCGCCGGGCCAUGCUGGGUUCUCUACAUGGACCCCACGCUGUGCAUCAUCAUGGUGGGCAUCCUGCUGUACACCACCUACCCGCUGCUGAAGGAGUCGGCCCUCAUCCUGUUGCAGACUGUCCCCAAGCAAAUCAACAUGCACAAGCUCAACGAGCGUCUGCUGAGCCUGGAGGGUGUGCUCGCCAUCCACGAGCUGCACAUCUGGCAGCUGGCAGGGAGCCGAAUCAUCGCCACGGCACACAUAAAGUGCCACGACCCCACCUCCUACAUGGACGUGGCUAAACGCAUCAAAGACUUCUUUCAUCACGAGGGCAUCCACGCCACCACCAUCCAGCCCGAGUUCGUCACGUUCAGCUCGGAGUCUCGGGACUCUCUCUGCGAGCUCUCCUGUCGGACUCAGUGCGCCCCCAAGCAGUGCUGCGGCUCGGCGGACAAGAAGGCCAGCAGCGACUGCAAAUCUGCCGCCGCGGCUCUGGAGGUCAUCAGCGAGACCCCGGAUCAGGCUGCAAGUGAUCAGGUUCGCCCUCAGACUGAGGACGAGGUUCCCGUCGCCAGGGAAGUGGAGUCAUCGCUGUGAGAAAAAAAAAAAAACAGAUGGAAAGGGCGCAGAGCGAAAGCAUCACUGUCAUCGGGAGGAAGCUGGAACGUUGUUGACCUGAUUAGACGUUUAUUUUCUGUGAUUUCUGUGACUCUCCUCUUGUCGUCUCUCACUCCGGCAGCAUGGUUGUGAUGCAUGUUGGGAUUCGUGGACCUCAUCUCCUCCAGGGCUGGAGCAAAGCCUGCAUGAGCGUCUCCGAUCUGCACCACAUUGUUGUUUUUCUGUGCCAAAGCUUUUCGCUGCAGGACCGAACAGACGCCGUCGCGCCUGCAGGUUGUGUACGUCAGCCUACGGACCUCUCGACAGUCUUGUUUGACGUAGGCUGCGAGUGAAUCUAUUUUCUUAUCCUUUUGAAACUGCGAGUGGAACAGUAUUGUAUUUCAGAAUAAUUUAAGUAUUUAAGUUAUUAGAAAUGAUUUAUCUGGUUGUAGAUGCUGUUUAUAUAUAAUAU
This is a messenger RNA of Nematolebias whitei (Rio pearlfish), 2157 nucleotides long. RefSeq names its product solute carrier family 30 member 1a (gene slc30a1a). NCBI's taxonomy places the organism in Eukaryota, Metazoa, Chordata, Actinopteri, Cyprinodontiformes, Rivulidae. Gene Ontology annotation, cellular component: Golgi apparatus; membrane; endoplasmic reticulum. Gene Ontology annotation, molecular function: calcium channel inhibitor activity; zinc ion transmembrane transporter activity. Gene Ontology annotation, biological process: intracellular zinc ion homeostasis; zinc ion transmembrane transport; detoxification of zinc ion. The transcript has 2 exons. The record is from RefSeq and is a predicted model, not a curated record. The coding region runs from base 276 to 1685 and encodes 469 amino acids.